CUUCAUGGGUAGCAGCUACUGGAGGGAGAGACAGGAAGAUGACAAUUUUAUGACUUGCCUUAGGAAAACAUAAAUUUUAGUUUCUAUGGCCUGCCUUAGAGGGAGUUAUGAGGUAGGAACUGUGGAUAAAGACCAGAAGAUAAAUUUCAGAAUAUCACACUAGAUACUUUAUUGAAGUUAAAGAUAUCUGGGUAAGAACUCCUAACUUUUAUUAAUGUUUUUUUCUUGGUUUUAGGAAAGAUAUGUGGCCAGCUUGAUGCCUUUACAGAAAAGUAUUUCUCCAUGGAAGAGUCCACCCCAAUUAAGGCAGUUCCUUCCUGAAGAGUUUAUGAAAACACUUGAGAAAACUGGACCUCAGCUAACUUCUAGAAUAAAAGGCGAUUGGAUUGGACUUUAUAAGCAUUUUCUAAAGUCUCCAAAUUUUGAUGGCUGGUUCAAGGCAAGGCGGAAAGAAAUGACCCAAAAAUUAGAGGCACUUCAUCUAGAAGCUCUUUGUGAAGAGGACCUGCUUCUCUGGAUCCAGAAACACACAGAAGUAGAAACAGUAGACCUUGUAUUAAAGUUGAAAAAUAAGCUGUUGCAGGCCGACCGAGAGCAUUUACCUGUGAAACCUGACACUGUGGAAAAGUUACGGACACAUAUAGAUGCAAUUAUCUUAGCUUUGCCAGAGGACCUUCAAGGAAUACUGCUCAAAACUGGCAUGACAUGAUGGUCACCAGGAUUUUCCAAAAAAGGACUGUGCACCAUGAAGCAUACUGACAUUUCAACCAGACAGACAAAGAAGAUUUCUCGGUGGUAGCAGAGUGGAAAAUAGCCGUGAAUGCUAGACACAGGGUGGAAAGACUGUGUUGUAUAAAUAGACCUUUUUAGUGCAUUAUUUUUUAAAAAAUGGAUAUCUGUGGUGGUUCCACUUUAAUACUGGAACUUCAGAAGGCAUUUCUAUAUUUUUAAUCAUGUUCUAAAGUGCUCUUAGGAGAGACCUGUGGGGCCAUCAGUAUAAGUGAUUCCAAACUGCAGUGCUGGCAUUGCAGGUAUUUUUUUAAAUUGGUGCUGCUUUGCCCAAUCAUGUUGAAACUCAGGGGGAUGUAAAAAUAACGUUCACACUGGCUCUCUUCUUAAGAAGGAGAAGACUGAAGUGUCCAACUUAGUUAGAAGUAACUGAUGCUUAUGUAGUGCCUUCUGUUGCCUGCAUGUUUGCAAGGUCCAGCUGCUGGUCUUGACCUUGGCUUCACCUUACUUGAUGAUGGUCUAUAACUUCGUAAGGCACUGCACUGAGUAAUCAUUGCUUAAAAAUAUGUUUCUUCCUGCCCAUUGUGUUUAUUACUUGGCAUGGUGGGUUUUCUUAAACUGCCGUGUAGUUUUCAUUUCAUUAUUUUUUUAACCAUUUUCAAAAUUUAGUCUUGCCAGCUUCUCCAAAGGCAAGAAUACAUCUAGUAUUAAUUGUGAAGUAGUUUGUUUUCUCUUACUGUUUACUAUUUGGGCUUAUGUAAAUGAAUUAGCUUAGAUUUUUUUUAAGCCAUUCUAAUUAUGAACCUCAUAAUUAGCUAUUUUUUAAGCCGAACUAUUCUUACAUCAAAGUCAUUCAUAAACCUUUUAUGUGGUAGUUAGUUGAAUGAUUAGUUUGAUUUCCAGCAUUAUUUGUUGGGUAGUGUUAUUUUUCCAAAAUUAAUGUUUCUCAGAACACACUCUGUUGUCUCAUAUGACAUGGGAACUUUUACCUGAAUCACUGUUAAAAUUUUUUAUUGUUGUUUUUGUUUAAUUCUGUUUUGUUUAUACUACCUUGUCAAAAAUAGAGGAGUAUUAUUUGGUAUAGUAAAAUUGUUUGGUUUGUGUUUGAAUGAGUGUCCUACAGAAGCCACUAUUUAAAAUAGGCACACAUGAUGUAGCACAUAUGUAAAUAGCUGUGUCUUAAGUACCCUCUAAACAACCAAAUUUUGUUUUAUGUAUUUGUAAAAGAAAUGGCUUCAGAAACUAUCUCUUGUACUCUGUUGAUGUAACUCUUUAAGGGCAUUCCUGACCCAAGAAAAGCUCCUUGUGUUUGCAACUGUGGUCUAAAACCCAAGUGUGCCCUUUUCUGGAUAUAGCCUCUUGAAGCAUACCUCUAAGUUAUAGCAAGAAUGUGGCAUUUGGAAGAGAUCAGUUGCCUCAGAUCAUAUUAGUUAUUUUGUGAAACAACAGUUGCCUUUCAGAAAAGGGACACUACUUUUAUACGCUAAAGUAUUUCAUAACUUUCUGGGAAACUUUAUUUAGAUAUAAAUGGUCAUCUUAUUAUUUUUCAAAAAGGUGUAUUUUAAUAAUCUCACAAUUUAUAUACAGUUUGUGACCUGAAUUUAAAAGUUGUUUGCAUCAUAUCAAGGAUCUUUUACAUUGUACCACUACAUGAUUUAUCAUUUCAAGUUUAUUUUGCACAGCAAAGAAUAGCAUGAUAAUGGUGUUUUCACACUUACUGUAUUUAACUGAAACUUAACACAUGUUGAAACCAUAUAAUACCCAGUUUACAUUUUAAUUUCAAAUUAUGUACUUGUUAAGAAUAACUUAAAGUUGCAUUGGAAAUCUGCGAAAGACUGGUAAUUUAAUUUUUUCUGUGAUUUUAGGAGUUGUCUUUUUUUUUUUAGAAGACUUAGUUAAUAUUCAAACCCUGCCAUUUAAUGCAUUAUCUCCACCAGCAUCAGAAGGAAUCACUGCUUUAAGGGUGUUAUGUAAUGCCUAGUGCCUUCUAUUUACAGUGAAAAAGAGAUUUUGUGGAGGCAUUUAUGGUCAUUACCAAAAAAUGAAUUAAAGGCCUUGGAUUUUAAAGCAUUUGUAUAUCUUGUGUUAUUUCUGAAUGCGUUUAGAGUGCUUGGGAAAGCAAAGGUAAUGAAACGUUUACGUUAUAAGACUCCUU
Castor canadensis (American beaver) is the source of this 2884-nucleotide messenger RNA. The record is from RefSeq and is a predicted model, not a curated record. NCBI's taxonomy places the organism in Eukaryota, Metazoa, Chordata, Mammalia, Rodentia, Castoridae.